Messenger RNA from Rhinocladiella mackenziei CBS 650.93, 1263 nucleotides. RefSeq lists its product as uncharacterized. Gene Ontology annotation, cellular component: cytosol. The transcript has 3 exons. The coding region runs from base 1 to 1263 and encodes 420 amino acids. Gene Ontology annotation, biological process: regulation of intracellular signal transduction; cellular response to L-arginine. The record is from RefSeq and is a predicted model, not a curated record. Lineage: Eukaryota; Fungi; Ascomycota; Eurotiomycetes; Chaetothyriales; Herpotrichiellaceae.
AUGGCCGAUUCCAUGAAUCUGGUCACGGCGCAAAUAUCAUUCUUGCCAAUCUUACGACUUCUUUUUGGCGAAGAUCACGACGAGGAUGCCGCAAAGAUUUCUUGGACCAACCGACAUGAUUUCCUUAAUGUCUCCAUCACCCCUAUUGAGUGCUCCAUCAUCUGCUCAAGGUAUCUAGCAGAUCGAUUCAUCCUGCCCCUGGCCGAGGCCCUCAAUACAUUAUAUGCAAGGAAUCCCAAAGGUCUCAAAAUGGAAAUUCAAAUCAGUGCCGAAGAUUACAUUGUCAUUCAAGUUGACGGACAGGGACUCGAUGCAGGGCAAAGGGUAUUGGAACUCACUUCCCCUCUAGCUAUGGCUGGGAUAAGCAUCUUCUUCAUUACGACGUAUUUUUCUGACUACAUCUUGGUUCCUUUUCGCUCGCGAAGAACCGUCACCCAAGCGCUCCAACAGCGAGGAUUCGUGUUUUCUCAAACCGCCGAUGCGUUCGUCUCGCAACUUUCACCGUCGUCCCCAACACUUCCUCAUGGCGGGCGCUCCAUUACCACAUCACCGUUCUACGAAAACUCGGCACCCACUACUCCUCCGGCCAAGGACAUCCCCGAACUUCAAAUCCGGACCUUUACCAAACUUCAGCGACAUAAUAUCAGUCCUUUGGUUGAUGACAGCGUUCGCCUGGCUAACUGUGCGGGUAGUCGCGAGUACAACCAGACCAAUGAGGAACAACUGAAGAACGAUCUUCUACAGGUUUUACUGUCCACAAGCUCCCUUCCCCAAAGGACACCUUCAACAUCAUCAUCCAAAACAGCUAGUACACUUGGCCUCGAGAAUUCAUCGGCAAGUACAAGUUCCAGACCAGAUUUCGGAGCCAAAUUCCUCUCUUUGACCAUCACCGCUGGAGAACCGAUCUCUGUGCUCUUGGAACGCCGACUCCUCGAUCGCCUCGGUGAGUCAUUACUAGGCGCCAAGUCCGAAGACGACGUAUUAAUCCCCAUUACUCUGGACCUACGUGAGUUGCCGCUCGAUGCCACGGGCAUUGUAUGUGGAGUUGCAGGUCGACUGGCGCAGGGCAGUGCGGAGGGAGAAGACGGAUUGAACAACAACAGUCCCAAAAUGCUUGGGACCACAAUCAACACCGAGCCGGUGGAAAUUUCAUUCUUGAGUACGGCCAGGGCGGGCACUGUGAUCGUCAAGGCCAGUCAGUUGGAACAAGCACUCGACGCAUUGGAAUAUGGUAUGAAAAGGGCAACAACUUCAUCGACCUGA